GGCCAAUAGUCACUGCACUCUGCAGGCCUGCAGCUCUUUCCGGCUUAGAUCCUGAAGAGAUGCGCCCGGAACACGUGCGGUUGGGACGAUUGGCCCGAUUGAAGCAGCCACUCACCACUCUAUUCUCCUCCUCAUCGUCCGGUUUGCCUCAAAAGAAAACAACCCCAUUGCCACCAUCGUUUCUCCGGCAUUCCGUCACUUUCAAGUGUCUACACGUCGUAUGCUCUGACGUCGCGCCGGAGAUUGGGUCGACGCGUGAGCUCCGUCCGUACCAGCCAUCGUCUCAAAUUAAGGGGGCUGCAGCCGCUCGGCUUUCUCCACGGGUUCUGGCACUUGAUCGAUGGGUGAAGAACUACUUACCCUCGCCGCUCGCCCCCUCAGCCGUCCCUCGACCCCUUCCAAUAGGAACUGCAGUUACUGCUGAUCUUCAUCCCGUUCGCCAAUGUUAUACUCAAGCGCCAGAGCGGUGGGGUCCCAAGUGCCGAUUCAAUAGUUGUCGAGCGCUCGAUCCAGGCUGGUGCAGAGGUCGCCCAUGAGAUCGACCCCCCAUACUGUAAACGGCAUACCCUGGGGUUUGUUUGUUGAUUGUUCCUCCUAUCUUGGCCCCGUUGACGCUCGUGACAAUCCGCUAAUGGCCGUGAGGCAAAUAGUCGUGCAUAGGGCGUCUAGUCUCCGCUACGCAACUUCAACUUUCCAGGCACAAACUCAAAUCUUGGGUGCAUGUGCUCUUCGAUC
Molecule: messenger RNA, 735 nt
Organism: Aspergillus ibericus CBS 121593
Lineage: Eukaryota; Fungi; Ascomycota; Eurotiomycetes; Eurotiales; Aspergillaceae
Exons: 1
Coding region: 60-536 (158 amino acids)
Source: RefSeq, a predicted model, not a curated record